AUGGCCGACGGGAGCCCUGGGAUAGAUGGGGAAGAGCUGCAAGGUGGUGGUGUGGAGCAGGUCCUGUACGGGAACCACGUGGUCGGUGAGUGCGGGGCAUGCUCCAAGAUGAUUGAGACCCAGGAGGAUAUUUACAUGGGCGACAUUGAGCAGGUUCGCUUCUACAACAUGUGGGUCACCACUGUGGUUUUGGGCAACAAGUGUGACCUGCAGGAGCAGUGCCAGGUGGACUAUGAUGCAGCACAGCACUGGGCCAAAGGCAAGAAAGUGAAGUUGUGGGAGGUGUCUGUGGCCGACCAGCAUACACUGAUUGAGCUCUUCGUCUACCUAGCUAGCAAGAUGACCCAGCCCCAAAGCAAGUCUGCUUUUCCCUUGAGUCACAAGAAUGGCAGUGGAUCCAUGGAUGGUUGAGCCUUGUUUUCCCUUUCCAUUGCCACUUCCUCACCUCCCUGUUUCCCUCACACAUCUCCUGCUGAGCCUGUUUGGUGUCAUGAAGCCUGUGGGAAAUGUGGUGGCAGGAGGAACGAGCAUCCCAGGGCUGGGGAUGGUCUUUGAGGAUGAGAGAGGUGAGCCAUAUCCCUGCACAGGGGUUGCUCUUUUCACUGCCUGGUCACUGCAGAUGUUUGAAGUGCUACAGGAAAGCCAGGAUUCACUGAGUACAGGCUGGCAGAGCCGAGGGCCAUUGGCUGCUGUGGUGGGAGGCACAGUGUGGGACUGACUGCCCAGCAGCUGGGGGCCAGCUCCAUGGCUGAGCACAGCCUGGUUGAAGGAAACAAUUCCCUCUCUGUUGAGCUGUUGUUUCAUGUUUACUGAUACCAUGUAAUAAGAGCUCAUUUAUUGGCCCCGCUUACAGCCCCCACCACUGUCAGAGCAUCUUUCCCUUGUACUGCCCCAGCUUUCUGCAGUGCUGCAGCAUUCCCCAGCAGAUUGCCCCUUACCUGGCAGUGCUCCCUGAUCCUUUACAUUCAGAAAAGUACUCGGUCAUCCUGCUCCAGUGAAUACACAGUGCAGGGCAAGAAGGUGUUACCAAGGGCAGAGUGCUCACAUCCACCACACUGCAGCCUUCCUCCUCCUCCUGAGUGCAGACUCAGCCAUGACCUUGGAAGAGCUGGGUCUGUGUUUAGCCUGUGUGCCUUGAUGCUUAGGGCUGUGGCAGCUCUCGCUGCCUAUCUGUCAGGGUGCUGCCUUUCCUCUCACAACCACCACAAGACAAGGGGAAGGUGUCCUGAUCCUGCCCAGCAGCACGUGUUCUCUUCAGCUAGUCUGGAUCUAGGAAAUAAAAACAAAAUGAGGAGAAAGCCUUGUCUUGAUUAUACUUGUUCCUUUUA
This is a messenger RNA of Colius striatus (speckled mousebird), 1328 nucleotides long. Its product is annotated as NF-kappa-B inhibitor-interacting Ras-like protein 2. The record is from RefSeq and is a predicted model, not a curated record. Gene Ontology annotation, biological process: canonical NF-kappaB signal transduction. The transcript is spliced from 4 exons. Lineage: Eukaryota; Metazoa; Chordata; Aves; Coliiformes; Coliidae. Gene Ontology annotation, molecular function: GTP binding; GTPase activity. The coding region runs from base 1 to 411 and encodes 136 amino acids.